Molecule: messenger RNA, 3668 nt
Organism: Penaeus monodon (black tiger shrimp)
Lineage: Eukaryota; Metazoa; Arthropoda; Malacostraca; Decapoda; Penaeidae
Biological process (GO): regulation of transcription by RNA polymerase II
Cellular component (GO): nucleus
Molecular function (GO): RNA polymerase II transcription regulatory region sequence-specific DNA binding; protein binding; DNA-binding transcription factor activity, RNA polymerase II-specific
Source: RefSeq, a predicted model, not a curated record
CGAAAAUAGAGCCGGUGGCGCCGUCUGGCAACUCUGACAUCAGCUGGGAGUGUAAACAAAGCAUAAAACCAGGAAGGUCUUACAGAACAGAGACAAUGUAGCAUAAAUAACUGGACGAGAGAACCAGAUCAUCAGAGAAGCAAUGGCGACUGGUGUUGGUGAUCGUCUGUCAUGGAGUAGCCAUAGCAUAGUUCUGGCUAACAGCUUGCAUCGCCUCUAUGCACAGUCUAGUAUGCUGGAUGUCAGAUUGGUGUGUGAUCAAGCACACAUCUAUGCUCAUAAGGUUGUUCUGGCAGCGGGAAGUCAUUUCUUCUGGGAGCGCCUGCAGUCUCUAGGUGCAGGAAUGGUCGAGUUACAGAUGUCCUCUGUUAAUCUCGGAACACCCAUUACCCCAAGUGACUUGCGAGCAGUAGUGGAAUACAUGUACUGUGGAGAAUUGUUGGUGCCACAACAUCGCUUGCCCUAUGUUCUGGCCUUGGUGCGUUCUCUCCAAGUGUUUGGUUUUCAGACAGACCUAGAGUCUCAGUUUAUGACACCGAGUGAAAUCCAUUAUGCAGCAGAAACUCCAAAUGUGAUAGAGGUACCAACUGAAAGUCCCCAUGUAACACUAGAAGAAACAGUGGAGAGCAGUGGUGGCUUGGCUGACCAUACUACCCUACCUCUGCUGACUGUGAAACCACAGGAUCAGAAUAUUCUUCAAGAUCCUCCUAAAUAUUCUGAGCCUUUGAAAUUGGACACAAACCUUGGCACACAUGGGUCAUCCACAAAUAUGUCCUUCAGUGAACUCUGCACAGCACCAGGGGCAGAGGGAGAUGUUUUUGCUGUUCAGUGUAGUCAAGUCAAGCAUAAUAUUCCUUCAGUUUUUGAAAGUUCUGUCCUAGAAGAUAAUUCUCUUGUGUUUAAGACUCGUCCUCCAGAAUGUAGUGAAGUUUUCAGCAAGUCUGAUGGGGAUGUGUAUAGUGGAGCAGUUCUGAAUCUCACUAGUGAACCUGAUGCCUCAGAUGAUGACAACAGAAUGGUAAAUGUGGGCAAAGAUGACCGAGGAGGCCAGCGAGAUCCAAGACAAACUAACACCUGUGUUCUGGAGGGGGACACGGAUGAUGCUUACAAUACUGUUAUGUUGUUGGAAGCACUAGCAGGAGAGGCAGCUGGAACUCCUACUCAGGCCGUGGUGGAUGUUGACAGUAUUUUCCUGCCUGAAGAUGCAAAGAUGGCUGUCAGCCCAAGAUGGAUACGGUCUCGGAAGUCUCUUAGGGCUUCAGCAGAGUCCAGAGCUAGAUUGAAAGUUAAAGAUAGUAUUGGUGGUGUAUCUCUGCAAGACACUUCACAGAGACAGUCAACUGUGUGCCCUUCGCUUCAAGCUGCUAGCCCAGGGGAGGAAGCUAACAUCAGUGAUGCUAAGGAGAGUUGGAUGGUGGUGGUGCCAGAAAAUGCUGGAGGAAUUCCUCUUGUUCAGCAAGCAACCAGCAUCAACACAAUGCAUCCACAACUUUCUCUACCUCACUCCUCACAAGACAUAUCUCAUGAUCACACUUCAACAGUUCAUGUGGACUCAGCAUCACUAACUAGUCAAGCUACAAUUCCUUCACUGGCAACUGUUACCAUGGCAUCCCCCAUUAUUAGUCAGGCUUCAUGUGCCAGCUCCAUACCUGUCUUAACACAUUCCUCAGUCUCCAAUCCUGGCACAUUACUUAGCCAUUCUUCGAUUCCAAAUGCAGCUUCCUUAUUAACACAGUCAUCAUUACCCUUUACUCCAUAUAUUCAACCCUCCCUUCUUUCCACGACUGUCCUAAAUCAGUCUGAUGUAACACAGCCACAUCAGACAUUGUCUACUAUCCCUAUGCAGGUACUUUCAGCACAGUCUCUGGACUCUGAAGUAUCAGUAUCAUAUUCUCCAAAUGCACCAUAUACAGGCACUUCCAGCUCAGUUAGCAGUCAGUCAUCUCUUCUUCCUGUACAUGUUCAGACACAAGGCUCAGUGGCAACUGUCCUUCCCACCACACAGACUGCUAUUGCUUCAACAUCUCCCACUACUGCAAGAACAAGUUCAGCUGUUACUUCACAUUCUGGGGUCUCUUCACCUUCUUCACUUGUCACAUCAUCUUUCACUCCAGUUCCUCUUGUGUCCCAUUCAUCUGUAUCUUCAACUCCUGAUCUUAAUCCUUCAGGAAUUUCACACUCUGGCAUUUCUACUCCCUUAAUCAUACAGCCAACCAUUGCUAGUAACAUCCUUCUAACACAGCCACCCAUUUCAGCUCCAGUCUUAGCAGCUCCAUCAGUUAUCAGUACACCUAUACUUACCCAACCAAAUCCCAAUAUCAGUCCAGUAGUUAUUCAACCUACCAUCCCAGUGGUUCCUCCUCCUGCUCUGUCUUCCAGUGUAUCCACUGUGGAUCAUGCAUCAGGAGUAUCAGAAUUAACCUUUUCAAGUUCAAAUUCAACUGCUCCCAGCAGCUCCUCCUGUGUAACGACAUGGUCAAAUUCUCCUGAACUCUCCUAUACAAGUGCAUCAAUGGUAGACUCACCAAAUGUGUCCCUGUCUUCCAGUUCCAGAUCAAACUGUCAUAGUACUAUGACAUCCACUUCACCAUCACAAGAAAAUGACAUUCCUUCUACACCAUCUUCCAUAAUCCUUUCUACAAGGAGUUCAACAGAAACUACUACUAUUGUUACACCUAGCAGUAGUCUUACUACUGCUACUGUAACUUCUGUCACCUCUGCUACCAUUAAAGAAUCUUCUGAAACCACAAACACAUGUACAAGCCCUAUCAGUGUCACACCAUCAAGCCCAGAUCAGAUGCCAGAAUAUCCUGCUGAAAGUGAGGAAGAUGAUAGUCAUGAAUGCUCUCACUGCCCCCGAGCCUUUAAGACAUUGGAUAAGCUCACUUUACAUCUCUGGGAAGAACAUGAGAUUGGAACUAUAGUCAAAUGUCAGCUGUGUGAUUUUAGUAGCCCCCUGCAAAGAACACUGGUUAAACAUGCCUCCUCACACAUAACAAAAGAUAACAACAUAUGUGCAAUAUGCAGCAAGAAGUUCAAGACACGUGCCACAAUUAAAACCCAUCUCCGGGUACAUCUUGGGGAAGAAGUUAUGUACAAGUGUGACUCCUGCCCAGUGAUGUAUAGCCAGAAAUUUAAUCUCAUUAAGCACAUGGCCUCCAAACAUCAGAGGGAUGCUGAUGGGCAGCCUCUCACAGAACCACUCACUUGCCCCUACUGUGCCUUUUCCACACUUGCAGAAUACAAACUAAAAGCUCAUAUUGUCCGUCGUCACACUGUUGAUAAACCCUUCAAGUGUGACCAUUGCACAUAUGCAACAACAGAGAAGACAGCUUUGGCCAAGCAUAUAAGAACACACACAAAGGAGCGCCCCUAUAUCUGUGAAACUUGUGGUUUCCAUGCCUUAACACUAAGUAGCCUUUGGCGUCAUCGCCGUAGCCACACAGGUGAAAAACCCUAUGAAUGUGAACAGUGUGGCCAGCAGUAUGCAGACAGCAAGCGUCUACGAGAUCAUAUGUAUAAACAUAAUAAUGUCAAGCCAUUUAUGUGUCACAAAUGUGGCUACACUUGCAGACGAAAAGACAAUUUACAGACUCAUCUUCAAAAAAUGCACAAAUUAGAGGAUCAGAAAGGUGGUGUUGUAACAGAAUCUACAACUCCAUGUUCUG